CAGCGGGGGCUGCGGCAGAACAGCGCGGGAGCGGAGCGAGCGCAGUGUCAAGUGCAGCCGUUUCCUCCAUUUGCUCCCAGUUGUCUUCAGUAUGGGAGAACAGAACCAAUCUUCUGGGAAGGAGCUCCAGCACAGGACGAGAGCAGAGACUCCAGGAAAGAAACUCUGGCCCUCUCAGGCCUAUGCCCUUGGGGCUAUUUCCAACUUUAUGUCAACUUUUCUGACUUUUCCUGUUUAUAAGGUCGUGUUUCGGCAACAGAUCCAUGCUGUGGCAGUGUCUGAGGCUGUGAGACAGCUUUGGCAUGAAGGCCCCCGAUACUUCUACCGGGGAAUCUACCCGCCUCUUCUCUCCAAGACAUUGCAAGGGACUCUACUCUUUGGGACCUAUGAUAGCCUGCUGAGCUUGCUCUCCCCCGUUGGGCCUCACUCCCUGGGGCAACGCUGGGAAGCAGGGCUCAUGUCUGGUGUGGUCGAGGCUGUGGCGCUCAGCCCCUUUGAAAGGGUGCAGAAUGUGCUUCAGGAUGGUCGCAAGCAAGCCCGCUUUCCUAGCACCUUCAGCAUCCUCAAAGAAUUCAACUCUUAUGGGUUUUGGGGGCGGCUGUCACGGGGCUACUAUCGGGGUUUCUGGCCUGUCCUUGCCAGGAACAGCCUGGGGAGUGCUCUAUACUUCUCCUUCAAGGACCCCAUCAAGGAAGGCCUGGAAGAACAAGGUCUGCCCCACUGGGUUCCUGCUUUGGUGUCAGGUAGCGUCAAUGGAACAAUCACCUGCCUAGUUCUGUAUCCUCUGAUCGUGCUUGUGGCCAAUAUGCAGUCCCAUAUUGGCUGGCAGGACAUGCCUAGCCUAUGGGCCUCUGUCAAGGAGGUAUGGGAUACUCGGGGCCGAAAGAUGUCCCUGAUCUACCGUGGGGGUUCCCUGGUCAUCCUAAGGUCCAGUGUGACCUGGGGCAUCACAACUGCAAUCCAUGACUUCCUACAGAGGAAGUUCUACACCAGGAAAGAGUUCAGAGACUGACCACUGCUGAAAGGGUGGGCAGGGCAUUUGGGGUUGGUUCUAUGUAGCUUUCUUCUUUGGCUUGGGUACCUAAGACAGCCAUCUGUGAGCCGUCACUGCAUGGCUGAUGUUCCCAACUACCAGCCUGUUGGACACAAACAAAAUCCAACACGAUUCCUUGGACAGAAAGAAAAACUCACCCAAGUCUAUCUACAGCUUCAGUAGCCUCACACUCUGCAGGCCUUUAAAAAACUGUAACCCAGUUGAAAUAUCACUACUUUUAGGGAUAUCUCGAGAAUGAGAGGAAACUUCAAAGAAUGACCUUAAUCAAGUCCUGAAAGUUCUGGGUCCCUUGAAUUGCCCUCUAAACUAAACCAAAUGGAGGACCAGAAACUCCAGUUUCAAAGAGCUUCCCUUGAGCCUUAUGAUGAGAAACUCCAUAAAACUGCUCAGAUGACAACAUUUCCAUGACGUUGUUUAGGACCCCUACCACCAUGACCACCACCACCCCACUUUACAAGACUGUGGGUCCUAGUUUCAAAGGUACCACUAUGGCUGGAAAUCAUAAAUUGGACUUUCCUAAACUGAUCAGAAGGAGCCCUCUUGGCCCAAUGGGCUGCUAAAGAUUGCAGUCCUGGAAACACUAAGCAGAAGUUCUACUCUAUCUUACAGGGUCAUUGUGUAUAGAAAUCCACUUGAGAGCGGUGCAUAAACUGAACACAGGCCACAAAAACUGGUGGAACUAAAGACGGGAGUGGAAAGAGGCAUGGUCUCUGGAUGGAAAGAAUAAAGACCUUGAGGAAGUGAUUUACUUGGAUGCAAACAAGGAAAAUCUAUAAGUUGCUUGGCUUUAUCUGCUAGGACAUUUGUUAGAGCAAAGUGAUAACAUUGCCUAGAAACCACUUGUUUUUCCCUAAGGGAUCUGGAAAUGAAAGGAUCCUAUCUUUUCACAAGUAAUUGCAACUUUUAUUGCUGUGGGUAGAUACAGUUACCAAGCUAUAGAUUGCAGAUUAUGUGACUUUUGGAGGAUUCCCGGUGGCAUAGUGGGUUAUACACUGGGCUGCUAACCACAAGGUCAGAAGUUUGGAACCACAGCCACUCUGUAGA
This is a messenger RNA of Echinops telfairi (small Madagascar hedgehog), 2098 nucleotides long. RefSeq names its product solute carrier family 25 member 53 (gene SLC25A53). Lineage: Eukaryota; Metazoa; Chordata; Mammalia; Afrosoricida; Tenrecidae. The transcript is spliced from 2 exons. The coding region runs from base 92 to 1012 and encodes 306 amino acids. The record is from RefSeq and is a predicted model, not a curated record.